Molecule: messenger RNA, 1530 nt
Organism: Effrenium voratum
Lineage: Eukaryota; Dinophyceae; Suessiales; Symbiodiniaceae
Source: the annotation of a GenBank genome assembly
AUGGCAAUGGGGGUCACAUACGACCAGCAGGCCAUCGAGGGCAUUUGCAGCCGGCUUCGAGUGCUGGUGCAAGACUCCUUCCAGAAGCACCUCUACGUCUCCGCCAUCUUUUUCGCUGACCAACUGGUAGCGCUGAAGCAGGAGCCGGAGGAGAUAUACACCCUGGCGGAGUGCUAUUUCAAGAAUCGGGAGUACAGAGGACGCGUUCUGCACCUGCUGAAGAAGCACAGCGCCACCACGGAGCGCAGCGAUCAGCUGAAGCUGCUGGUGGCCCAGAGCCUCAUGGAGUGCCGGGACUGGGAAGCUCCGCGAUACCUGGAAACCAACUGGCCGGAGGACGACGGAGCUUCAGAUCCGAAGUCGGCGGCCUGUUUGGCGCUGCUCCGGGGCAAGGUUUACGAAGCCAUGGAGAAUCUGGAGUGGUACGAGAAGGCGGCCCAGCUGGACGCCUACUGCCACGAAGCGCUGGAGCGCUUGGUUGGUAGCCACCGACUCACUCUUGAGCGCGAGAUCGCGCUCCUCAAGAGCUUGAAGCUCCACAAGGAAGAUGAGUGGCUGCGGCAUCUUUAUGCAGCAAAGCUGGCAGCCAACCGCAGUAGCAAUGAGAACCCGCUGGAGGCCAGCGCAGAAGGUGCGACAGUCCUGGGAGACUGGAAGCGCGACAGGAGGCAGAACUUGCGACAAGGAGGCCCCGAAGCUGAGGGCUAUCCCUGCGAGUUCCUGCCGAAGGCCUUGGCGGAGAGCGGGCACGCGCGGGCGGCGCAGUCCGCGCGGUACUUUGGCCAGGCGGGGUGGAACGUGGCCAACAUCUUCACCGGCUGGGUGGACGUGGACCUCUCGGAGAAGGGCCUUGGGGAGGCCAAGGGCGCCGGAGAGCUCUUGAAGGCUGAGGGUCUGCAGGUCGAUGUGGCCUACACCUCCUUCCUCAAGCGUGCCAUCAAGACCUGCAAUUUGGCCCUGGAGGCGGCUGACCAGCUCUACGUGCCGGUGAGCAAGACCUGGCGCCUGAACGAGCGCAUGUACGGUGGCCUGACAGGCCUCGAUAAGAAGGAGACGGUCGUGAAGCACGGUGCUGAGCAGGUGCAAGUCUGGCGCCGCAGCUUCGACAUCCCCCCGCCUGUCCUGGAGAAGGAGAGCAAGUACCACCCCUGCCAUGAGGCGAAGUAUGCGGGUAUGGACCCGAAGGACCUUCCGGACACCGAGUGCUUGAAGGACACCAUCGCCCGCGUGAUGCCCUACUGGGAGGAGACCAUCGCCCCCAUGCUGAAGCAGGGCAAGACCGUUUUCGUGGCCGCCCAUGGAAACUCCAUCCGCGCCAUCGUCAAGAUGAUCGAGGGCCUCUCUGACGACCUCAUCCCAGGGCUCGAGAUCCCCACCGGCACGCCUUUGGUCUACGAGCUCGACAAGGACCUGAAGCCGAUCGCCUCCUCCUUGGCCGUGGAGCCGCUGAAGUUCGGGCGAUACCUGGGCGACGCGGAGAAGAUCAAGGCCGCCGCGGAGGCGGUGAAGAACCAGACCAAGGUCGGCUGA